AUCCGACUGUCACAAGAAACGUCAACAAGAAUAGUAGUAAAAUAUUUGCGUCCAAACAUUUGGAAAGAAAUUUCUUAAUAAAGUGGUAAAAAUGUCGAUUUUUUGCCGUUUAUGUGCGGAGACAAAAGAUCCAUCUAAUAUUGUAACAUCAAUUAACGAUCCGGAACGUUCGAUUGAACGAAAAUUGAUUGCGUGUUGUCAAUGGAAUCCACAAAAUACUGAUUUUGAGUUGCCGCAAGAUGUUUGUUUGUUUUGUUAUGAAAGAUUAGAAAAUAGCUGGUUAUUUUUACAAAGCGUUCAAUCGGCUCAGCGAAAAAUACAAAAUAUUUGUGAAAAUGAUUCGGGGAUCUCUAAGCCGAUAUCAUUGUCAACAGCAUCAACAGCCAAGACGUCGAAGUCAACAUUUCAGUGCAAUAAAUGCGAGAAUAUUUUCCCUUCACGGAUUGCAAUGGAGAAACACGAAUGUAUUUCAUCACGUGAUGAUUCACACUUUAAAUGUAACAUUUGCCAAAAAACAUUCAAAACCAGGGGCAGCUUUCUUACGCACUGCAAGAAUCAGGGCAAACUGAAGUGUGAUAUGUGCUUGGACUUGUUUUGCAGCUAUAAACUACUGGAAAAGCACAAGAAACAGGCCUGCACCCAUUUUAUUGAUAGCUUGGAUAUAGUUGAAAGUAAACCAACGUUCGUUGACUGUAGCUCUGAAAUAGGUGGUACCGGUGGUGUUGAUAUCGUCGAACACGAAGCCGAAACAUCGACGGAAUUUGACUUUCCUCCGAUCCAAUUUCGAUUCAAUGAAAGCGGUGAUCUUGAACCUCCAAUUCGAAAUUCAUUUCCGAGAGACCAAAGCGAUCGAGAAUAUUAUUGCUAUUUGUGUAAAAGAGGUUUCAAGAAAUUUCCACUACUCAAAUAUCACAUGGUCGUUCACACAUUGCCUCGUCGGUUCAAGUGCCAGUAUUGUAACUCAAGAUUUCGUACACAACGUCAUUAUACAUCGCAUCAAAAGAAUCACAUCGAUUACUUUUGUGAUGUUUGCAGCAAAAAAUUUCCAAGCGCAUUCGCGCUCAAGGUACAUCGUCGAAUGCAUAUGGGCGCAAGCGUUAAAAUGUAUGGAUGUGAAGAGUGCGACCAUUUCUUUGUGGAUGUUUCGACUUACUAUAACCACAUGAGAAGAAGACAUGGACUUGAUACAGCGGCUGCCAAGAAAAAAGCCAAACUUGUACAACCCAAUGGAACUGCCAAACCAUAUGUCUGUGAGCAGUGUGGAAAAGACUUCAUGGAACGCAGUUCAUUAAAGGCCCAUUCGGUAGUGCAUUUGGAUAUUCGACCUUUCCAAUGCAAUGUUUGUCCAAAAGCAUUUAAGAAUAAGUACAACUUGAAAACACAUCUAGAAACACAUUCGGGUGAGCGGUCUGUUCAGUGCACGGAAUGUGGAAAGAAAUAUAGCCGAAAAAGUGUUUUGCUGAAACACAUGGAAGAGCAUACCGGUGUUUUUACUAAAACAUUUCCUUGUGAUUUUUGCGAUCGAGUCUUUCGUUCUCUUUACAACAUGCAAAACCAUCGUCGUACGCACACGGGAGAGAAACCAUUUCGUUGUGAAAUUUGUAACCAUGAUGUUACAACAAAGUCUCAGCUAGAUCGUCAUCUCAAGACGCUUUCCCACACUAAUCAGUUAAAUAAAUUAAAUGAAACCUUAAGUUUCGAAGAGAGACAGGAUUAUGUUUAGAAUAGUUAUACAGCAAUAAAUAUAAGUAUUAAAGAAACCAA
This is a messenger RNA of Contarinia nasturtii (swede midge), 1764 nucleotides long. Its product is annotated as oocyte zinc finger protein XlCOF6-like. NCBI's taxonomy places the organism in Eukaryota, Metazoa, Arthropoda, Insecta, Diptera, Cecidomyiidae. Bases 92 to 1723 code for a protein of 543 amino acids. Gene Ontology annotation, molecular function: zinc ion binding; RNA polymerase II transcription regulatory region sequence-specific DNA binding; DNA-binding transcription factor activity, RNA polymerase II-specific. Gene Ontology annotation, biological process: regulation of transcription by RNA polymerase II. The record is from RefSeq and is a predicted model, not a curated record. Gene Ontology annotation, cellular component: nucleus. The transcript has 7 exons.